Messenger RNA from Lachancea nothofagi CBS 11611, 1509 nucleotides. The record is from the annotation of a GenBank genome assembly. NCBI's taxonomy places the organism in Eukaryota, Fungi, Ascomycota, Saccharomycetes, Saccharomycetales, Saccharomycetaceae.
AUGUUCCAGGAUAUCCAGUUGCCAUCGGGAGAAAGCUACAAGCAGCCCUUGGGUCUGUUCAUCAAUAACGAGUAUGUGCAGUCAUCAUCCGACGAAACAAUCGAGUCGAUCGACGCUUCCACAGGUAAGGUUAUUGCUGCGGUGCAGGUUGCUGACGCCACGAUCGACGUCGAUAAGGCUGUGCUAGCCGCACGCAAGGCCUUUCCCGGAUGGAGAGACACGCCUGCGGUGCAGAAAAGAGACCUAUUGCUGAAGUUGGCGUCGCUGGUCGAGGAAAACGUCGAAAUUCUGGCCCAGGUGGAAUCUCUGGACAGUGGAAAACCUAUUGCCACGAACGCGAAAUACGACGUUUUGGCUAUCUCGCAGGUGCUCAAAUACUAUGCCGGAUGGGCCGACAAAGCUCAAGGACAGUCCUUCUGCCCAGACUCAAACACGCUCACCUACACCCUCCACCAACCUUUGGGUGUUGUAGGAUGCAUCAUCCCAUUCAAUUAUCCCCUGGCCAUGAUGUCAUGGAAGUGGACCGCCAUUGCCACCGGAAACACAACUGUUUUUAAAAGUGCCGAGCAAACACCAUUGUCCGUCUUGUUUUUCGCGAAGUUGGUCAAAGAGGCUGGUUUCCCUCCCGGUGUUUUCAACGUUAUUUCCGGUACAGGUGCCAAAGUAGGUGACGCCAUGUCCAAGCAUCUCGGCAUUGACAAAAUUGCGUUUACCGGUUCCACUGCCGUUGGCCAAAUGAUUCAGAAAGCGGCUGCAGUCAACUUGAAACCUCUUACUUUGGAAUGUGGUGGUAAAUCUCCAAAUUUGGUUUUUGCCGACGCAGAUUUCGAGCAAGCCGUUAAAUGGACCGCCCAAGGUAUUUUCUAUAAUAUGGGCCAAAUCUGUUCCGGUACCUCUAGAUGUUUUGUCCAGGACGCAAUCUAUGACAAAUUCGUCGACGCUUUGGCAAAACACGUCGAGGAAACGUAUAUCGUUGGACCACCAACAGAUCCAAAUGUACUCAUUGGGCCACAAAUUUCUAAAACGCAACAGGAGCGCAUCCAAUCUUACAUCCACAAGGGUAUUGAUGAAGGGUGCCGUGUUGCCCUUGGAGGCUUAGGUCUACCAGACACCAUCGCGCAGUCCGAAAAACACAAAUCCGGUUUUUACGUUAAACCAACUAUCUUAGCUGAUGUGAAGCCAGACUACGCUGUGGCUCGUGAGGAAAUAUUCGGGCCUGUUCUCGUAGUUGGUAGAUUUUCCACCUACGAUGAGGCCCUAGAAGUGGCCAACGACUCCACGUAUGGUCUCGGAUCGGCGAUCUUCACUCAGAACAUCUCCCAAGCUCAUAAAUUCGCAUCUCAAGUCGAAGCCGGUAUCUGUUACAUCAAUUCCUCUAACCAGCUCGAUCUAGCAUUGCCUUUCGGAGGUGUUAAGAUGAGCGGUCAUGGCCGUGAACUAGGAGAAUAUGGAUUGUCCAAUUUCACUAAUGUAAAAGCUGUCUACGUGAACCUGGGUAGCAAGCUGUAG